ACCACCUCCUCACGCUAUCCAUCUAUCCUCAGCACCUUUUUCCUCGCCACCCACGCUACAUUGCCGAUAACUAUGCCAAAUUUCUCGUGGCGUCUUGAAUCAGUUCCCGCUACCUGUUGAUGCUAAUUUUGCCCCUUCCAACCCGGUCCUCAUUGGGAAAGCUGGGGUCAGCUGUCAAGAGGGCCCCCGUAUCCCUGGUUACAAGACAUGCAAAACGGCACUCCAAAUGGUAUACCGCACCAAAAUGAACGAGUGACCCCGGAAUUCGAGACCGUUUUGUCUGAAAUUCCUUCGAACGAUCUUGCCGUUGAUCCUACGACCCGUGAUUCGAUCCCUUCCGAGCUCAAAGAAGAGGCUGCGGUCGAGCACGAUGAUGGUCCUCCAUCCAAGAGGCGAAAAUUCUCCGGUUCCACCCCUUCUCGUCGCUCGACCCCCCGGCCGAUAUCCCCUCCCUGGAAAAAGGCAGGGGUCGAUGGUCCGACCUCGUUCCUCCAGGAUGGCAAACGUCGAUCUUCCCGAGUCAACGCCGUCCCCCUUGAGCUUCAGCCGCCAUCAGAGAAGAGACACACGCGAACAGCCCAGAAGCACUAUGUAGGUAAAGGUCUUUCUGGUCGAGGAAAUGGGGUCGCAUCGUCCCCAUUGUCGAUGUCCCCAUCCCAUCCCGAGACAAACGGGAAACCUCUGGGUGGUGGCGCUGCAGUAAACGGCUCUCCAGUAAACAAUAGUACUAGGACUCCGGCUAGCAGAAGGCAACGGUUCUCGCAUUCACCUGCGCCCAAGCGUACAUUUACAAGAACAAGUCUCUCGAACCUAAGCACGACUCGACCGAUUCGAUCCUCCAUGAACGCUAACUCAACGGUGAUUCAAGCAGACAAUGAAGCCGGCGAAGAACCAGGGGGCGUGGAACAUGAUGAGCACGAUAAGGAUGGGCAGCGCAUCCCGCGCCUUCGGAUCAAGGUCAAAAAGCCGAUGAUUACUAUCCAGCACCCUGCUCACGUCCUCGCUCCUCGGAAGUAUAGUUCUUUUAAGGAAUGGAUCGAGAGUGAUGACGCAAGUUCCCUCACUGAAGGGGUGUUCACACCUGCGGAAGCACUCCAAGAAGCCCAAAAGAGGCAGCGAGUAACCGAUGCGACGGAACCCGGCGGCCUCCUUAGCUCAGAAGUGUGCUCUGCGUUUCUUCCCGAACAGCAGGAAGAACCUUCCCAGCAAUACUCACAUCAAGACCAUCUCGUUGCACAUGCGCUUUACUUCAAGAAACUCUUGGAUCAGGAACACAGACGUCAUCGAAACACAGCAAGACUUUUCGCACAAUGGUGUGCAGAUGCAUGGAGGAAGCGUAAUAAGGACCCCGAGGAUAUUCUGAGGGAACAGCAAGAGGAGAUGCGUGGGAAGCGCAAGCAGCUGGCCAAGGAUCUCAAGAAGAUGUUCGACUUAGCUCGAGCUGAAAUUGACCAAAUGCGCCUCGCGCGCUGGGAGGAGGAGCGGAAGGCCAAAGACCAGCAAGCUUUGGACCGCGCUAUUAAGCAGUCCACUAUGCUUUUCGAGAAACGCCGAAUGGAAAUAUUAGGUGAACUAGGCAGCGAUGCUCCAGAGACCACCGAUGACAGCGAAGCCGACAGUGAUGACGAAUCGGACCAGGAUGAUGAAAGCAAUAUGUCAUCUACAGAUUCCGAAAGCGAAGAUGAAGAUGGUGUUGACGAUGACGAGGGCCUAACGGCAGAAGAACUACGAUUAAAAUACGCAAAUAUACCAGAAGCCCACCAGGACACAGACCACACGUCUGAUUCGGACGCUGAAACCGAUAAUAGUGAUGAAUUGGGAGCCCCUGACCCUCGUGAAUUACCACCAGAAGACAUCUCCUUAGGCCAGGUCGAACUCGAAGAAGUCGACCCAAUGCUCAUGGACGAUAGUGAUGAAUCUACCGAUAUGGACGAUGAUAUGGGUGAUAGUGAUGAAGACGAGUCUAGCGGAGCUGAAUCUGAAGAGGAAGAGGAAGAGGAUGAUGAUGAUGGGCCUGGUUUAUUAGGAUUUUUCUCUUCAAAAAAUUUAGUCGCAAGAGAUUUCCAUCGGGCUAGUGCAGAUGAUGAAGUUGAUAGCGAUCUGUUAAUGGGGGAAGACGAGGGGACACCAGCCCCAUCUGACGACGAUGGGGACGAGGAUGAGUCUGAAGACCAAGACGAAGUUUCUCUUAUUCCGAAUGGGCCAGCAAUGAAAGAACCGGAGACUUCUGCAGGUGCCGCUGCAUCGGUUCUUGAUAAUCAUCUCGAACCACCCGAUACCAGGGAUGCUGAAGGAGAGGUUGCAAUGCCAGUGAACAACGAAGUUGAAAUGACGGAUGUUCCACCGGCCAAUAGCUCGAGUCACUUUGAUGAACUAGCUGCCUCUUCGCGUCAAAACUCUACUGAAGCGAACUUUCCUAAUCACCAGGAACAUGACCAGCAUGAAUUAUAUCCAAACGGCGUCGCUUCGAGUGAGGCAUCCCCAGGAACUCUCGCUACAAAGCCCUCGGAGCCCGAAUCUGUUUCGUCUUACGAAGCUCCAGCAGAAAAGCUCGUUCAGUCUAGCGAAUCUCCGGCUCCUGGGCUUAAAACGCCGAUUCCACAUCUACUUCGAGGAACGUUGCGAGAGUAUCAGCAUUUCGGUCUUGAUUGGCUCGCUGGUCUUUAUACAAACCACAUCAACGGAAUUCUGGCAGAUGAGAUGGGUCUAGGUAAAACAAUUCAAACAAUCGCCCUGCUUGCUCAUCUAGCUGUAGAACACGAAGUUUGGGGACCGCAUCUGGUUGUGGUCCCAACGAGCGUGAUUCUUAACUGGGAAAUGGAAUUCAAGAAAUGGUGCCCGGGUUUUAAGAUCAUGACAUAUUAUGGAAACCAGGAAGAACGACGACAGAAGCGCAAAGGCUGGAUGGACGACAACAGUUGGAAUGUGCUGAUUACGUCGUAUCAGCUGGUAUUGCAGGAUCAACAGGUCCUCAAGCGGAGGAGCUGGCAUUAUAUGAUCCUCGAUGAAGCUCACAACAUUAAGAACUUCCGAUCUCAGAGGUGGCAGGCUCUGCUUACAUUUAGAACCCGGGCUCGACUUCUGCUUACGGGUACACCGCUCCAGAACAAUUUAACGGAGCUUUGGUCUUUGCUCUUCUUCUUGAUGCCCUCUGACGGGGACGACGGUGGUAUUGAGGGAUUUGCGGAUUUGAGGAACUUUUCUGAGUGGUUCCGACGCCCUGUUGAGCAGAUCCUUGAGCAUGGCAGAGAGACAAUGGAUGACGAAGCGAAGCAAGUUGUGACAAAGCUCCACACGGUUUUGCGACCAUAUAUCUUGCGUCGUCUUAAAGCGGACGUUGAGAAGCAAAUGCCAGCGAAAUACGAACACGUUGUCUACUGCAGACUCUCCAAACGGCAAAGAUAUCUGUACGAUGGGUUUAUGUCAAGGGCCCAGACCAAGGAAACACUCGCCUCGGGAAACUACUUGUCGAUCAUCAACUGUUUGAUGCAGCUGCGAAAAGUGUGCAACCAUCCAGAUCUCUUCGAGACGCGACCUAUCUCGACAUCGUUCGCAAUGCCACGCUCUGUCGCCACAGAAUUUGAAGUCAAGGAGCUGCUUGUCCGCAGACGACUCCUGUGGGAACACCCUCUCACAAAGCUUGACUUGGACUUCCUCAACCUAGUCCCCAUCUCGAGGGAGGAUAUCUCCCGCAGGCUAGCAGAUGAUAGCACUAGAAUCAUGGCCUAUGGCCCAUUCAAUACUCUACGCGAACGCCAGUAUCAUCGGACCAACUGGCGGAUGAAGUUCAACGGGUCCAGCAUACAGUCCACGUUGGAUGGGAUGGAAAAUAAUUUUCGGAAACGGAGGAUGGCUGAGCUAGAAAGAUCUCUCUAUUUUGAGUCGAAGCGUCACGGCCGUCGUCCUGUUUACGGAAGUAGUCUGAUCGAAUUUCUUCUGGCAGACAGCAAGCAGCGGCCAACACUCAAUGGGCCAUUGCGAAAACGCUCCUAUGCCGAUUGGUUGUCAAGCCAGUCGUCUAUUCUUGCCUCCAUGAUUCUCUCUAUUGAGGAACGAUCCCAAGCUAUGGAUGGCUACGUUCAGCGCUUUGCCUGUGUUACUCCCGCAGCCGUUGCUGCUGGGAUUACAGAAGCCGCCCUCACGCCGAUUGAGACCCGAUAUCUCACGAAGAAGGAGAGGUUCCCCAAGUAUGAUCCUUUCCAUGAAGCUCAAAUGCGCCUGUCUAUCGCAUUCCCGGAUAAGCGACUUUUGCAAUAUGACUGUGGUAAGCUACAAAGACUCGACAAACUCCUCCGAGAUCUGAAAGCGGGAGGUCAUCGUGCGUUGAUUUUCACGCAGAUGACCAAGAUGCUGGAUGUUCUGGAGCAGUUCCUCAACAUCCAUGGGCACCGAUACUUGCGCCUAGACGGUACUACCAAAGUUGAGCAGCGACAAAUCCUCACCGAUCGGUUCAACAAUGAUGACCGCAUCCUCGCCUUCAUCCUCUCCAGUCGAUCAGGUGGUCUGGGUAUCAACUUAACGGGCGCUGAUACGGUGAUAUUCUACGAUCUCGACUGGAAUCCCGCAAUGGACAAACAGUGCCAGGACCGCUGCCACCGUAUCGGACAAACGCGCGAUGUGCACAUAUACCGGUUCGUAUCAGAGUACACGAUCGAAUCCAAUAUCCUCCGCAAGGCCAACCAGAAGCGAAUGCUUGACGACGUCGUCAUUCAAGAGGGAGAGUUCACCACGGACUACUUUACGAAGCUGGACGUGCGCGCGAUGAUGGACACCGACGAGUCUCUGGAGGGACAAGACGAGGCCAGCGCCGCCAUGGACCGCGUCCUCGCGAAUAGAGUUACUAAAAACUCGCGCGUUUUCGAGCAAGCGGAGGACAAGGAGGAUAUCGAUGCCGCCAAGAACGCGCAGAAGGAGCUGGAGCACGCAGAUGACGGCGACUUCGAGGACCGUGCUGCGGCCUCGUUCAGCCAGCCGCAGGCUGGAACUCCGCUGGCGCCUACACUGGACGGAGAAGGUACGCCCGGUCCUCAGUCUGUGAACUCGCCCGCGGGGCACGCCGCCUCAACCGCCACGGCGGACGAAGGAGCCGAGAUGGAUCAAGCCAUGGGCCAUAUCGACGACUACCUCCUGCGUUUCAUGGAAUGGAAUAUGAAGGACGAACCACUCGUCCUUCCCGCCGACAAGAGCAAAAAGAAAUCCAAGAAGGGGAAAGAACAUCGUCUCCGCAAGAAACGACGUUGACAUACUCCUCCUUUUCUCUUCAUUUAAUCACUGCUCUGGAUUGGAUAGGAUAGGAUAGGAUACGACCUGACAGUUGUCUUGUAUUUGUAAACUUUAUUUUUGAUUUUAACCUUUUAUUUUUUCCGCUUCAAUUGUUGUGUUUCCUAUUUCUAAUGGAUUGACUAUUCUUUCCUAUUACUAUUCAAUGCAUGGCAUGUGUAACUAUGGCAUGGCAUGGCAUGUGUAUGGAGGUCCUGGGCGUGUUUGAUUACUAUUUUGGACUAGCUAACUAACUAACUAUUAUCGGUUCCCUUCCUCCCUCUCUUGCAUGAACAAGAGAGAAAUAUCAGUAGGUAUGAAGUGUUAAGAGACUCAGGACCGGUCCGGUCGUAUAACUACUACCUAGGUACCUACCUAAGUAAGUAGUGUCAAAGGCCACAGACACAGAUACAGACACAGAUACAGACACAGAUACAGACACAGGGACAAA
Messenger RNA from Aspergillus ochraceoroseus IBT 24754, 5710 nucleotides. RefSeq names its product putative SNF2 family helicase/ATPase (Swr1) (gene swr1). Bases 208 to 5241 code for a protein of 1677 amino acids. Lineage: Eukaryota; Fungi; Ascomycota; Eurotiomycetes; Eurotiales; Aspergillaceae. Gene Ontology annotation, molecular function: ATP-dependent chromatin remodeler activity; histone binding; ATP hydrolysis activity. The record is from RefSeq and is a predicted model, not a curated record. The transcript is spliced from 2 exons. Gene Ontology annotation, cellular component: Swr1 complex.